GUGGACGGUAGAGGGUGGCGAUCCUCGUUAGCCGUGUACCGUUAGCGCUUCAGAUGUGACUACAUUGGGCUGCAGUGCUGCCGCUGUGCCAAACAUGGAUGCGUGACAAGUUUGACUGGAUUGCCAUUUUUCCAUCCACUUGCGCUGCUCGUGACCCGCGCAUCAGUGAAUGUUUAUAAGAGCUGCUGUCCUUGACCGAGCCCUGGUGUGGAGUCUGUGCUGUUCUCUUCAAGUACAACUGAACAGCAGACGCCAUGAUCCGUCUGGAGGAGGAUAAUCGCGCACCCCCUGAAGACAGCAUGGACACCAAAAGGCACUCUGCUGAAAGGUGACCUCCAGAAACUUCACCUCCCCAAAACAUUUGAAUAUGCCAGGACAUAACAAUGAGCUCCAACAGCACAGACCCUGGUUUCUUCCUGACUGCCAACACCUCGCCACCAGCAGCCGGAGCCUUCCCACAAUCCAAUGCUCUCCACCAAGGAGGAACUGGAGGAGUCCCCUGGUUGGUUUCUCAUGAGAAUGAUAAUUCCUCUUCCACCAGCAAACUCUUAAACCUCACUUCAGAAUCCCAAAAUGGGAACAGAACUACGGUCCUUGAUCCAUUGGGUGGCCACCCUGUGUGGCAGGUGGUCCUCAUUGUCUUGCUGACAGGUAUGCUGUCACUGAUCACCAUCAUCGGCAACAUCCUGGUAGUGGUAUCCUUCAAGGUGAAUCGCCAGCUAAAGACGGUCAAUAACUACUUCCUGCUGAGCUUGGCUGUGGCUGACCUCAUCAUAGGGGUCAUCUCCAUGAACCUCUACACAGCUUAUCUUGUGAUGGGUUACUGGGCCAUGGGCAACUGGGCCUGCGACCUAUGGCUGGCUAUAGACUAUGUGGCCAGCAAUGCAUCAGUUAUGAACCUACUGGUCAUCAGCUUUGACCGCUACUUUUCAAUCACCAGGCCUUUGACCUACCGGGCCAAACGGACCACAAAGCGAGCUGGGAUUAUGAUUGGCCUCGCCUGGUUUGUUUCUCUUGUUCUGUGGGCCCCAGCCAUCCUGCUGUGGCAGUAUUUUGAAGGUCAAAGGACUGUACCUUCAGAUGAAUGCUACAUUCAGUUCCUCUCAGAACCCACUAUAACCUUUUGCACAGCCAUGGCAGCUUUCUACCUGCCUGUGACGAUAAUGAGUGUUCUCUACUGGCGCAUUUACAAGGAGACCCAGAACCGUUCAAAAGAGUUAGCUGGGCUGCAAGGUUCGGGGGGUCGUGGUGGAAUAGGAAGCAGAGGUGGGAAUGGUGGGGGUGAGAGAACUCGUUUUGUCCAUCAAACAGGAAGUUCUAGAAGUUGCAGCAGCUACGAGCUGACCAGGUUGUCCAAGAGGAAGAGCACAUGUCGGGAGUUGGUUGGCCGCUUCCACUGCUGGCCUGGAGUUCGUUCUUGGAGACCUGGUAGUACACGGCAAGGGGAGGGUGAUCCAGAUCAGAGCAGCAGCGACAGCUGGAACAACAAUGAUGCUGCAGUCUCGCUGGACCACUCUGGGUCCUCAGAGGAUGAGGACUGUGGGGGCAGAGAGAUGAUUUCCCAAAGUCAUACCAUUUUCUCCAUUGUUCUUAGCCUGCCUGGUAUAAAGGCUGCUGUCAACUCCCAGCUCACCUCAUGUGAAGAUCUGGAUGCAGCCUCAGAGGAGGAUCCCCUCAGGGGAGCUGAAUAUAACCGAGACAGUCUCUCAACAGUCACCACCAACACCACUGCCGCCACCACUCCUGAUGGAGCAAACAGUUCAGAAAAUAGCUACCACCAACGCUUCUGCUCACGCAAGAUUCAAUCAAUGCCUGUCAUCCAGGCUACAUCUAACCAGGGCUCUCUGGACGGUCCCCCAACAACUGCUACCACUGCCACUGACAGUACCACCACCAGCACAGCUACCAAAUCCCCUUCUGUCCCAAUGUCCUUCAAAGAGGCAGCUCUAGCAAAGCGUUUUGCAGCCCGAGCUCGGACUCAGAUCACCAAGAGGAAGCGCAUGUCCUUAGUGAAGGAGAAGAAGGCAGCUCAAACUCUCAGUGCCAUCCUCUUUGCUUUUAUCAUCACAUGGACACCUUACAACAUCAUGGUGCUGAUCAAUGCUUUCUGUAAAGGUUGCAUCCCGGAGACCCUGUGGGCAGUGGGAUAUUGGCUUUGCUAUGUCAACAGCACAGUCAACCCCAUGUGCUAUGCACUGUGCAACAAGACUUUCCGUACAACCUUUAAGAUGAUACUGUUGUGUCGCUGGGACCAGAAAAAAAGGAGGAAGCAGCAGUUUCAGCAGAGGCAGUCAGUGGUCUUCCACAGGAGGAUUCCCAGGGAGUCUACGUAAAGGACAGGAAAUUUGGUUGAUAUCAAAGAUUCAAAAGAUUUAACAUAGGACAAGGAAAAGGAAGAAGCAUCCAUGUUGUUGUUUCUGUGGAGUUUCUUUACUCGAUCCUUAAUGUGUUUAUCUGCUGGUAUGUCAAACACAGCAAUCCUAUGUGGUGGUCUUGAGGUGUGUGUUUGUGUCGGUGCAUUCAUUUAGCAAAGCUGUGUGUAUGCAUGAAGGGUUGUAUAAGAUAAGGUCCAGAAAUGAAAAGGUUUCCCUCUGACCUUGAAGAACCAUUUCACGCUAGUACAGCUGAGAGAAAAUGAACUGAGUGGAAACAACAGAAAAGGGCUUUCAAAUGCAUUGCAGGAGAAUUAUUGAAGUGCAAUUGACACAAGGGGAAUUGAUAUCUUUGUCACAGGGUUGGGGAUUCACAUUUCUUAUCAUUUCUCUUUAUGGGUAGCUAGAUCUGUUAUGUGCAGCGUGGUUUUGCAUUUCUAACAAAACUAUGUGUCUGUAAUAUGUCACUGAAAGCCAAGACAAAAACUAUUUUGUUUUCACAGGCUUCUGCAUUGUACUGAUUUGACCUGCCAUCCUCUUGACUGGCAUGUGUUUUUAUCAGAACUCCUGUACAUUGCCUUUCUACAUGGAUAUAGCUUUCCUGUGUCUGAUGGAGUACAAAAGGUUCUUAAACUGUGUCCUUAUUUUUCGUCAACAGAGAUGUUAUUUUUGUGAUAUUCAUCUUUGGUUUUCUAAAUAUUUCCGAGAUUUUGAGCCAGUCUGAAAAUGAUUCUUCUGAUGAACUGAGUUGUGAAUAUUCUGUGUGGCACCACAGUCAGUGAGCUGCUGUGUUCAAUGUGAUUGUUGUGGUUUUUAUGGUGGAGACAAUAAGUACAUUGGUUGUGUUUUAUGUACUUGCAGUUUUCUGUCAAGAGUAUUGAUUAUAUAAUAAUAAUAUUCUGUUUGUGUACAUUUGGAUAUUUCUGACUUGAUACACAAUGAUUGGUUGUACACAAAAGAUGUUCAUUUAUAAAGAUGUGUGUUUCUUUUAAAUUUCUACAAAAUAACACAUCUGAGGAUCUCUUUGUAAAAGGCCACCCAUCUUUGAUGUAGUAGAGCAAUGGCAGCCUCUAGUGGCUUGAGAAAGACUUGUUGCCCAGGCAUUGUUGGUCCAACUUCUUCAGUGCAGUAUCAAAAUUGCAUUCUGCUAAUAUGAAGACAAAGAUAAGAGUUUUUAUCAUUAUUGUGCAGCAGUUAUGCAUACUUUAAGCUGUUUGAUUUUAUAAAUUAGCUUAGAGUUAUAAAAUUUAAAUUGAAUUGUGUCAAAAUAUCUAUUUGACAUGUAAAAAAAGAAUGGCCACAGUACAAUAUUUAACUUUCUGUCAUCAUCUGGCUUUUUUAAAUUUUCAUUUCAUUUCAUAUGAUUUAUGGGUGAAGUAUUUUGUCUUUAAAAUUAUUAGUAAGACUUACAGCUAUUGAUUUGUAAAUAGAAUUGAUACCUGUCUUGGUCAACAGUACAUCAUGUUAUUCUGCAUAGAAAAAGUCAACAUAAAAAUUCCAGCUAAGGCAAGAAUUUGUUUUUAUUUUUAUUUGUAAUGCACAUUAUGUUAUUCUUAUCUUAAGUAGAUCUUUUUACAUUGUUGCUGCACCCAAAUCUUUUCAGUAUGAAUAUUGUGCAAAAGGUUUUGGAGGCAAAUGAUAAACUUUAUCAUGACAACUGGCACACUGCAGAACGUGUAGAUUGGAUUAUGUUGGAUGCAGUGGUCAUACAUGAAAGUUAUGACUUAUGUGCUGUAUGCAAUAGAGAUCUUUAAAAAAAUAUCCCAUGCCUGUCAACAGUGGAUAUUUUGUCUGCUUUCAACACAAUGUGCUCCAGUGUCAUAAUACACUCUUCAUCAAAAUAUGAGGUUUUUGUACUUAAGUAUUGGGAAUGUAAACUACCAAAAUGGUGAAUACAAACAUUUUGUUACAUUUCAAGUAUGCCAAUCAUACUCAUAUUUUAAGUCAAUAAACAAACAAAAAACGUUUUGACAGAAA
Molecule: messenger RNA, 4349 nt
Organism: Lates calcarifer (barramundi perch)
Lineage: Eukaryota; Metazoa; Chordata; Actinopteri; Centropomidae
Gene: chrm3a
Product: cholinergic receptor, muscarinic 3a
Exons: 4
Coding region: 384-2333 (649 amino acids)
Biological process (GO): G protein-coupled receptor signaling pathway, coupled to cyclic nucleotide second messenger; adenylate cyclase-inhibiting G protein-coupled acetylcholine receptor signaling pathway; chemical synaptic transmission
Cellular component (GO): dendrite; plasma membrane; synapse
Molecular function (GO): G protein-coupled acetylcholine receptor activity; G protein-coupled serotonin receptor activity
Source: RefSeq, a predicted model, not a curated record